AUGACAAAGUUGCACCAUAAGUCGCUAUGCUUUGCCUACCUUUGGUGGUUUUUCUUGGGGCUAUUUGGUGCGCACCGCUUUUAUCUUCACAAGUACUGCACUGCGGUUAUCUGGCUCUUCACCGCAGGGCUCUUUGGAAUUGGGUGGCUUGUUGACAUCUGCUUAAUGCCCGGAAUGGUUAGUCACUAUAAUGUGGUGGUCGAUGGAAACCGUGCUCAAGUAAUAGAGGCCAACAAUAUGAGGCAUGCUGUAUAG
Giardia duodenalis is the source of this 255-nucleotide messenger RNA. RefSeq names its product TM2 domain-containing protein. Bases 1 to 255 code for a protein of 84 amino acids. The record is from RefSeq and is a predicted model, not a curated record. NCBI's taxonomy places the organism in Eukaryota, Fornicata, Diplomonadida, Hexamitidae. The transcript has a single exon.